Messenger RNA from Macadamia integrifolia, 1673 nucleotides. Its product is annotated as 2-phytyl-1,4-beta-naphthoquinone methyltransferase, chloroplastic-like. Lineage: Eukaryota; Viridiplantae; Streptophyta; Magnoliopsida; Proteales; Proteaceae. Gene Ontology annotation, molecular function: 2-phytyl-1,4-naphthoquinone methyltransferase activity. The transcript has 9 exons. The record is from RefSeq and is a predicted model, not a curated record. Gene Ontology annotation, biological process: phylloquinone biosynthetic process. Bases 567 to 1385 code for a protein of 272 amino acids.
UCGAGAUCGAGAUCGGUAUAGAACGGCGCCAACGGAAGAAUUCACUCUCUUCCUGUUGGGUAUCUGCACUUCAAAGCUCCGUUAUUGUUUCGGUAUUUUGAUCCGUCGAAAGAGCUGUCGGUUUUCUGGUGCUCCAGAAUCGCCUUUUAAACACGAGAAAUGGGAGAACAAGAGCCCCAGCUAUAGCCUGUUAAUCGAAACCAGCUAAGAACCCCAAUCCCAUUGCCACCGGCAUCCUAACCAGAUAGAACGAACCCAGGUUGAUAUUUGCUCCAAACAUUUGGUUGAGCAGUUACUCUCAAUACCCCACACCGUCGUCGGCGGACAGUUCUCAAGCUCGUACAGUCCGAUUAUUGGCAAAACUAGGCAUCAGAGAGAGAGAGAGAGAAUCCAUCAGCGCCGGUUGUUUUUCCUCUGGCAGCUUUACAUUCGGUAAACAAGAGGUAACCGGCUGUCUCUGUAACAAGUAAUGGGUCUAUGGCUUGUUCAAGUAAUGGACGGUUAAGAUUGUCAGGCAAUGGCGAUUCUGGAUUGUGGAUAAGCUUUGAGAGUGACGAUUGACGACGAUGGCUAUAGCAGCUCCUGCUGCUGCUGCUGCUGCUGCUGCUGCAACCCUCAAACUAACUUCUUACGGUCAUAUCCGCCUCCGGCCAAGAAGCAAAAUCCCCGCCGGUUAUCGGCCUGUUCUAUGUGCUAACGAACGCCAGGCACUCUUUAGCUGCAUCGCUCCUGUCUAUGAUAAUUUGAACGAUUUGUUGAGCUUGGGACAGCACCGUGUGUGGAAAAGAAUGGCCGUCUCCUGGAGCGGAGCAAAAGAGGGAAACUGCGUGCUGGAUUUGUGUUGUGGAAGUGGGUAUUUAACGUUUCUCUUGUCUCAGAAGGUUGGCUCUCAAGGGAAGGUGAUUGGUUUUGACUUCUCGAAGGAACAGUUAUUCGUUGCAGCAUCUCGACAAGGCUUGCUUUGGAAGGCUUUCAAUAAGAACAUUGUGUGGAUAGAAGGCGAUGCACUUGACUUACCAUAUUCUGACUGUUACUUCAAUGCGAUAACUGUUGGCUAUGGGCUACGCAAUCUGGUAGAUAGAAAUAAAGCUAUGAAGGGAAUAUUUCGAGUUCUGAAACCAAGUGCCAGAGUUUCCAUUCUGGAUUUCAACAAGAGCUCACAACCAUAUACUUCCGCGGUUCUGGAAUGGAUGAUUGAUAACGUUGUCAUUCCAGUCGCAAGCGGUUAUGGCCUUGCUGAAGAGUACACAUACUUGAAAAGUUCAAUUAGGGAAUUCUUGACAGGGAGAGAGUUGGAGAUGCUUGCUUUGGAAGCAGGAUUUUCUAAUGCCAAACAUUAUGAGAUUGGUGGGGGCCUCAUGGGAAACUUAGUGGCGAUGCUUUAGUUGGUAGUCAACUUGAUUUUCUCUCUGCAACUCCACAGCCUUAUUGGGUGAAAGAAAUUGAAUAUUGCUUGGUUGCUAUGUGAUAAGCAGGAAAAAAAGAUGUGUAUUUAUCUUUAGUAUUUCUUGGUGUUUUCCCUAUUUUUAUUUGGGUGACUGUCCAGUUUGGUGGGGGUUGGCAAUUUUUAAAGCCUGAUAUCAAAUGCUUCCCCUCAAAAUUUCAAACUUGUUAAUGUAGUAUGUAUUUCAUAGAAACCUGAAAUAAGAUCUUAAUUUAUUUUCUGCUCAUCA